AUCGCUUGGAUGGAUCAGUCUCAAUCGAUGUCGAACGCGUCAGGUCGCCUGCAUUUUUCCGUUUCGAGAUUCGACCAAAAUUGAAAAUGCUUCGCUCUUCUACUAGAGAAAGAAUCUCAAACUUAUUUCUGGCCCAGCUUCAUGCAACUUCAUCUGGGAUUUUCGCUGAUCCUUUUACAUGCACGAGUGGGACUCAGAGGGCACUUACAAUCUUACGUUCAGGUCACUGCUCUGGGAACUUGAUCAACACGUUGGAUGAAAAAGAGACAACAGAAUCGCUUUUGAACGAAGGUCGAAUUCUGUGUGAGAUUGCUUGUAUAUCUCCUAAAAGAGAAAGUUAUCACGAUAUGGAAAUAAACAAUAUAUCUUCGUUGGACUAUGAUGCCCUUUGCGCAAGAUCUGCCCUGGCUUUUCUUGUGAAAAUUCAGCUAAAAAAUCUGGAUGAUGCUCUAAAGGUCAUUGGAAAAGAACAAACCGAUCUCUCCUAUUUGAACGAGCAGCAAGAUAAAGAUGUAUUAGCUAGGACGUCAUCACUAUCGCAACGUGCGUACAUCCAACAAAGAGAAAUGCAUGCGAAAGACUCCAUAUUGAAUCGGGAAGAAGAGAAGGAAAUAUUUGGGAGCACGGUGUCAAAUGGUGCAACAUUCCUUGUAUUACCUCUCGGUUUCAAUCAUAGAAAGUCGAUUAGUUGCCUUGUGCAAAACCUUGCGUUUGAACUACACACCGAAUGUUUCAAUCAGACGAAUUCAUGCUGUCUUUUCUCCUUGCUUUGUUCAACAUCUUCUUUACAAGGCAUUACGGAAGCAACUGCUCUGAUUAUAGGACCAAAACAAUCAUUUGCUUCCUUGUUUCAUCCUCAACAUAGGACAGAAUUGUCUUUCCACAAUAUCUGGCUUAACCUUUACAAUAUUUGCAUAACUAGCAAGAUUAAGGAUGAGCCGGACAAGAAGUUAUCGUUGUCCUUUCUUUUGACGUGGGUUUUAACAGAAUUUCCGGACGCAGUUGUGUUUUUGCAGCAACUAUCGAUCAUUGCAACGUUUCCUGAAACAUUCCCGCCAGCUUUGCCGUACACCGAAUUUGUCAAGCCAGGCGAAAUGGAUUAUCAAGCAGGUACUAUACAUAAAGUAAUCGAUUCUCAUUUGCGGAAAUUUCACGAAAUCGAGCCUUCUUGCAGUUGCGAGAACACGAGAUGGAGGAAAAGACGGGAUGAUCACAAUAAAAAGCGUCAAAAGGACAUGAAUGCAUUGGAAUCUCUAAUUCGAUCGCAGUGGUGUAAUGGUGAGUGGUGUAAAGAUUUUUCUAGGUUUUCACUGUCACUGAGGAAUGUAGAUUCAUUUACAAAAGAAGUACACGCACUUUUCGACAGGUGGAAAAAAGCUGACGAACUGCACAAAUUUAUCACCGAGGUCACAAGGUGCAUUAAAGGAAUAUCUCCAGACAAAUGUCAGUCAUUUGUUGAAUUGGAUCGAGACAACGAUUCCUUCUGGAAAAAAGACCAUGUUUUACCGACAAGUCUUAGCCCAGAAAAUAUGGUGGUUGAGAGUUGUCCACAAGAUUUAUUGAUGGAUCUCGAUCCUUACACAUUUUUGGUCGGCUCGUUACACCACAAAAGUGAGAGUUAUAGUCAAUCCGAUCAACUCAGUCGUCUGUUAUCUCUGGAUUGCAGCAAGUUUGUCAGAGAUCAUCAGGAUUACAAACAAGUUUGGGAUGCUUUAGUGAAGCCUUUGGAAGAAAGUUGGUCCCUCGCUUGCAAUGAUAGAAAAGAAAUGAUUGAGACUUUUGACUCAAAAAUGAAAGGCGUCGAAAAGGAGUUGCAAUGCUACCUGGAAAGAGCAGAAAAAGUGUAUUCGAAGUGUUUAAGAUAUGUUACUCGUUUGAACCAGCAUGGGACAGAUGGAAACAAUAUUAUACAGUUACAAAACUACGUUGGUCUUUGGAACAGUUCGGGUCCCUAUGAUCUGAUUCAGCACUGUCUAGAGGAAUCGACCAAUGAAUCCACGAAAAAAAGUUUGAUAAAAAAAAGUUUGAUAGUGUUUGCCAUGUCGAUCAAGCAUGUCCAAAGAGCACGUCGUUGUCUGCGACUUCUUCUUGGUAAAAUUGCAGGCCGUCGUAAGCACUUACUAAGUGAUCUGUCGAUUAGAUUUAUGCGCUCAAACCCAGGACUAAAUGAAUCCUGGGAUGCAUACGACCACCCCGAGUUUUUGAUCUUUGAAAUUGAUAAUGAUGUUGGUAUAAGAGACACACAAGCUCGAGUAGCCUUUGAAAUCCUUGAAGGAAAGAGGAGCGACACUCUAAACACAAGCAAUCGUCUGAUACAACUCAAUAUGGGGGAAGGCAAAACUGCAGUUAUUAUGCCAAUCGUGUUAGCUCGUGCUGCUCGUGGUGAUAAGUUGGUGCGAGCAUCUGUGCUUUCGUCACUCUAUGCGACAAAUGCAAGUGAUUGGCAAUAUAAGCUUGGCGGAUUAUUAAAUCGUCGGAUUUAUCCCAUGUUUUGUCGACGCGAUAUACCGAUAGGAAAAUAUGAAGCAAAUCUAAUGCUCCAAAGGUGCGAAAAGAUUCGUGAAGGAAGACAUGUUAUUGUUACAGUUCCGGAGCAUCGACUGUCACUUGAGAACAAGUCUCUUGAGCUAGCUUCGGAAUUUACAAUUGCUUCUGACUUGAAUGCGAGCCAAAGUCUUCACAAUCUCAACGCCUAUCUAUGGAAGAACGCACGGGAUUUUCUAGAUGAAUCCGACGAAAUACUUUCGCCUAAGUAUCAAUUAAUAUAUACAUUGGGUUCACCAUGUGACUUGGAUGGAGCGCAGUUAAGAUGGGAGAUUCAUUCAUGCAUUUAUGAAUCCCUUAAUCGCCACGCAUCAUCCUUGCUGGAAAAGUUUGGCUCUGAUACAAUCGAAUUGGGGAGAAAUCCUUCAACUGGAAGACGUAGCGAAUAUUGCGGGUUCCGACUGUUGGAAGGGUCUCAGAGAUGCGAUGAGGUAUACAACGAAAUUAAGAAAAUCGUCGUUAACGAUAUUCUUAGCGGUGAAUCAAAUUUGAAAAUUCGUUUGAUGCGAGAAGAAAAAAUAAAGUGGAAAAGAUGUGUCGACGGUGAAGGAAAUGGAAAUGAUUUAGAUGGAUUGCCGGCCUCUGCGAAAGUACUUGCUUUAUGUUUACGAGGGAUGCUUCAACAUGAUGUAUUAAAAUCAAUUCUAUUUAAGCGUUGGCGAGUACAAUACGGCAAUCACCCAACGAGAAAACGAUUUGAUAUGGCUGUACCGUAUCGAGCAAAAGAUGUAGCUGCCGAGCGGACCGAAUUCGGUCAUCCAGAUGUUGGGCUCUCCCUAACUUUUGCGCAUUAUUUUCAAGCAGGGCUCCAAGAACAACAAUUGCGCCAUGUAUUUGAGAAAUUGCAACGCAUGAACAAUUCUGACGCCAAGGCUGAAUAUAGCAGUUGGGUUGAAUCGGAAGAAAUGGAGGGCAUUUCAUCAUAUGAUGGAGUCAACAUUGAAGACACUGUGAUGUUUAAAACCAAGCUUUUUCCGUGUUUCAGAAAGAACAUGCGGGUGAUUCGAUUCUGGCUUUUCAAGCUCAUCCUUCCAGUGCAGGCGAAGCAGUUCCCUUUAAAGCUAUUAUCUACGGCUCCUGAAUUAUGCCGUAGCCCGCAACUUGGCGAGCAUUGGACUGCUGUAACUACAGGUUUCUCUGGAACGGACGAUCUUAGUCUCCUCUUACCACCAACAAUUGUUCAGGAAAAUAUUGAAAGUCUGAAGAUGACGAAUGGCGUUCAACUAAUUAGUUUACUACGCGAAGAGAAUAAUGACUAUUGCUCUCUCACCAACGACGACACAACCGACGAAAUAAUAAAACGGGUUUUCAUGGAAAGGUCAAAGCAAUCUAUUGUUAAUGUUGUUCUUGAUGCCGGAGCUCUUGUGCUUCAUAAAUCGAAUCGAGAUUUUGCUAGAGCUUGGCUUCAAAUUCGAACGGAUAUGGAUGCCGUUGCGUUUUUUGAAGGAAGCACGGUCUUCGUUCUCACACAAGAUGGAAUUAUGACCAAGUUUGAUUCGUCUCCAUUUUGUAGUGAUAUGUCCAGGUGCCUACUCUACUUGGAUGACAUCCAUACGCGCGGAUCUGAUUUCCUUCUUCCGUUAAAUACUAGAGCAGUGUUGACUUUGGGGAAAGGCAUGCAGAAAGAUAAGUUUAUCCAGGCAUGCAUGCGUAUGCGGCAGCUUGGUCAUGGACAGAGUAUAACAUUCGUUGCAUCACGCGAAGUCAAUCGUGUGCUUGAAACAGACUUCGAUUUGCUGAAAAGGAGAAACGGGAAGCUGGGGUACGUCAGUGUCAUUUUGGAAUGGACAAUAGCCAAUUCUGUCAAACGAAUCUGUCAUUUGAUGCCGUAUUUUGCCAGUCAAAUGCGAUCGACAUUGCUCAAGGCAGAUGCAUACAACACGUUCAAAAAGGAGAACGAUUCGUGUCUCAAAUCUCUCACGAAAGCCUGUGUCGAGGCGGAAAUUCUGGAGCUCUCGCAGCUUUAUGGACACGAGCGCGGAGACGACUUUUUGCCAUAUAUUAUUGACCGCCAUUUGAGCGACUGCAGUUUUAUAGAAUCUUCAAAGCGGAACGAGAACCACGUGAAAGGCCUCGUUGAAGUACGUGAAAAAGUGAAAGAAACUAUUAGAACCCUAGCUCCUAGUGUUGUGCUACCAUGUAGUAUGCUUGAUGAAGAGCAGGAGCGAGAACUUGAACAAGAAUUGGAAGAGGAGAUCGAUAUUGAGCGUCCUCCGCCCGCCGUGCCACUUGUGCCGAAAUUCUCAAAAGGUCUACUAGAUGUGCUUACUUUGGGAAAGUCUAGGCCCACUCAUUUUUCUGACCUUUGCAGCAAGCACUUGGAACCAUUAAGCGCUAUCUUUGGCGAGACUUCCUAUGGGGAGUCACCAAUUGGGAGGCAAUUGAAGGAGACGGACAACGUGUUUGUAACAACUGAUUUCAUUGACACCGUGAAGGGCAAGACAGGGAAAGAAUUUUACGUGAAAAAUAUCCGGUGGUUCUUGCGAUGGGGUUCCCCUAAACGCGAAUCCUUUGUUGUCAUCUCCAACUACGAAGCAGAGAACCUUUCAAACCUUUUAUCUCCCAUGACUCGAAAAUGGUUCGCGAAGCAAAAUCAAUUUCCCUCCCUUUAUGCAUUUACUCCGAUCACCCGCCACAACCAGCCACGAGAAAUCCAUGAUGUUUCUUCUGUGUCGUGCGAGCCGCCGGUUGCGGUGCACGUAUUCGGUGGCAGUGUGCACGCAUGCGGGAAACUUCUCGAGAAAAUUCGUAAUUUCUUGUCCGUCUUUCCGAGACCGAAAACAGACAAUGGCAGGGAGACAUGGGAUUCUUUAUUUGAAGGUGGAUUCAUUGAUCGCGAUGGCUUUGUGCUUCCCGGUCACCGCGGCCAUGUCGACGGAAAUUCCAGCAUCAAGGAUUUCGAUGGAUCUACUGCAAGUUUCUUUUACCAAAGCCCCGUGAAAGUUCUUCGAACAUUCUACGGCGAUUGUCGCCACCUCGGAUCAGAGCUCCCUACGUCUUCCGUCGGAAGGCUGUUGGGAGCAUCUCAGCUGACAUUGGAUGCCGACGACGACGAAUGAAACAAAAAAUAGGGCCACGGCCUUGACUGGUCUCUAAAUUCAAAAUUACGCUACCGGUAUGUGGAAGAAGCUCACGAUGACAUCAAGGUGUCACUUGUACCGUAUUACCGUACUCUAACGUUCUCGUGCUAGUAAUAGUAGUUCACCAAUCCGUCGUUUCAGGAUGAAAAAAAGUUUUUCAUGAUUUUUCGAAGAAAAAUCUGGAUUUUUGUUUGUUUUUAGUUCGCGAAAACGUACAGUUCCAAGUAAAAAGUACGAAGUACUUUCUUCGGGGACAUUAUUUUUUCAGAAGUUCAAACAUUGAAUGAAUCUCCCAAUCAAUCAUCCCGAAUUGGGAGAUGAAUCGAAUCGAAUUCGAAUCCUUUCGGGAUCGGAAGCUGAAGAAAAUCCUCCAUGAUUUGGACCAGAAUUUUCGACCCACGACCGAAUCUUACGCGAGGUACGACAAAUUGUACUAGAAGUACCGGUGCGUACAACCUAUCCGAUUCGAUGCUCCGGUACGAGUACUCGUACGAGCACACCCGGACGGUACAAGGCAGGGGUUCCAAGAGGGAAAGAAUGUGGCAGGUGCCGUGCGCCACGACUGCUCUUGCCUUUCGUACCUCCUUUCUGCCAUGCGGUUCCCACCUCCCACGACCCAAUAGGUCCGCGCAGUAGUACAAAGUUUACGGCAUCGACGGAACGAAUCCAUCGAUCAAGCAAUCAUUCCGUGGUGUGAUGCGACGGGCGGUACUCGUAGUCAACACUACUACGCACUUGCGGCCGUACGAGCAGUCGAAGCACCGGGCACGCGGCAGUAUUCCGUCGCAUUGCAUUGCUGCGGCUUUUGUUUCGGGACCUAAACCGCACCGCCUGGCAAAACAGGCACUCGUACACCGUACGGCACCAUGCCUGACCGUAACAUCAUAUACUAUAGUACGUAGCGUGUCACGCCAGCUACCUAGGGCGGAGCAGCCGGGGAGUGAAGAGCGAAAAAGAAACCCAGCAGGACGGCGAAAAAAAUGAGGACUAGAUAAAUUUUGUUGACUGCCAUUCGAGAAAAAUGAGGACCGGAUAAAAAUUGUUCAUUGCCAUUCGAAGAACCAAUGCAAGCAACGUUUCUAGUGCCACAUUCUCGACGGCAGAGGUUCGAAACAAUUUUGGGCGAGCGCAGAAGGACCCCUUCUGGUUCUGUAAGCACUAAUGCAUCCAUGCCGUAUCAUCGUUCUCGGAAAGAGUCGUGAUACUGUUCCGAACAGGAAGAGAGCUGCGGACGAAGGAGUGAACGUGCUAGCUGGUUGUUGGGUUUGCUAGUAUAUAGUACUACUACUAACUACUACUUCUAAUAGGCCAUUCAUUCAUAAUAAUAGGUUACUAAUAACGUGAUAAAUAAUCAUAAUUGUAGUGU
Messenger RNA from Pseudo-nitzschia multistriata, 6990 nucleotides. The record is from the annotation of a GenBank genome assembly. Lineage: Eukaryota; Bacillariophyta; Bacillariophyceae; Bacillariales; Bacillariaceae.